AUGAGCUUCGCAACCUGCACCGAAGUCACCCCCCUCUGCCCCGUCGAAGCCACCACCUACGGCUACUACCCGAACUACGGCGGCAACAUCUUCUUCGCGGUCUUCUUCGGCGUCUGCGGGUUGACCCAGCUCGGCAUAAACAUCUACUUCCAAGCAUGGACGCUCGCAGUCGCCCUCGUGGGAGGAUCCCUCCUCGAAAUGGCGGGCUACAUCGGACGCGUCCUCAUGCACGACAACCCGUGGCACUCUGGCGCGUUCAAGCUGCAGAUUGUGACUCUUAUUCUCGGGCCGACGUUCGUGGCGGCUGCCGUGUAUCUCACGCUGAAGCAUAUCAUGCUGGCAUUAGGGCCGCACCACGCGCGGCUGCGGCCGCAGCUGUUCACGUGGGUGUUUAUCGGGUGUGAUAUCGGGUCUCUAGUCCUGCAAGCUGCAGGCGGUGGUGUCGCUGCCGGAGCAGGGAACACCGACCAGGAGUUGUUGAAAAUCGGAGACGAUAUCAUCAUCGCGGGUAUAGCGUUCCAGGUUGCUACGAUGGGGGUGUGCGGGGUGUUGGGGGUGGAAUUCUUUAUCAAGGUGUGGAGGAGUAAGAAGGUGGAUGAUGAGGCGGGGGGGUAUAAGGUUCGCUGGAUGGGGUUGGUUAUUGCGGCGGAGGUGUUUGCCUAUUUCACGGUGUUGAUUCGGUGUAUUUAUCGACUCCCUGAAAUGGCCGGCGGAUGGGGAAACCCGCUCAUGCAAAAGGAGAAUGAGUUUCUGGUGCUGGAUGGGAUGAUGAUUGCUCUGGCUGUGGGAUCCCUGACACUCGUUCACCCCGGGUUCUUCCUCGCGACGCUGCAGAAGGGAAAGAAGAGUAUGAUCGUUCCGUGA
Messenger RNA from Aspergillus candidus, 864 nucleotides. RefSeq names its product RTA1 domain-containing protein. NCBI's taxonomy places the organism in Eukaryota, Fungi, Ascomycota, Eurotiomycetes, Eurotiales, Aspergillaceae. Bases 1 to 864 code for a protein of 287 amino acids. The transcript has 3 exons. Gene Ontology annotation, cellular component: fungal-type vacuole; plasma membrane. The record is from RefSeq and is a predicted model, not a curated record.